Molecule: messenger RNA, 285 nt
Organism: Didymodactylos carnosus
Lineage: Eukaryota; Metazoa; Rotifera; Eurotatoria; Philodinida; Philodinidae
Source: the annotation of a GenBank genome assembly
AUGGCGAGUGAACUUAAUCAAAAUCAAUUACAAUUGGCAGGUGAUCUUGAGAUAGAAAUGAUGACUGAUUUAUAUAAAAAGAUGACGAAUUCUUGUCAUAAAAAAUGUGUAAUACCAAGAUAUAAAGAUGCUGAAUUAACAAAAGCUGAAAGUGUUUGUAUUGAUCGUUGUGUGGCAAAAUAUAUGGAUGUACAUGAUCGCAUUGGAAAACAAUUGGCAUCAAUGACAGUUCAACAGCAAUCUGGAGUAGAUGUUGAUCCUUCAAAAAUUGUUGGCUCUUACUAA